Messenger RNA from Choloepus didactylus (southern two-toed sloth), 6269 nucleotides. It is a transcript of the gene MIB1, whose product is annotated as MIB E3 ubiquitin protein ligase 1. The record is from RefSeq and is a predicted model, not a curated record. Bases 658 to 3678 code for a protein of 1006 amino acids. Gene Ontology annotation, cellular component: cytoplasm. Lineage: Eukaryota; Metazoa; Chordata; Mammalia; Pilosa; Megalonychidae. The transcript is spliced from 21 exons. Gene Ontology annotation, molecular function: ubiquitin-protein transferase activity; protein binding; zinc ion binding. Gene Ontology annotation, biological process: protein ubiquitination.
UACUCGCUUAGAGAAGGUGCUGUCUUGGGCCUUGGGUGCGUCAGUACCCGGAUGUGGAGCCGCUCUCGCCCGGCGGGGACUCUGUGGCUGGGCGGAGCGCGGAGGCGCGCGCGGGGACUGAGAGAAGGGGGUGCCUGGGCUCGGGCGCUCUCCGGACGCCGGGAGGUACCACCGCUGCCCGCAGGGGAGGAGGCGGCGUCGGCGCUCGGGCACCCAGCCCGGAGCGAGGGGCCGGGGGAGGAGAGAGGCCGGCACUCAAGUUUGCUCGCCGCCGCCCCCGCCGCUGCCUCCGGGCCAGCCUCCCCCGGCCCCCCGCGCUCCCCGCGCUCCCAGCUGGCCGAUAGCGUGGGCUCCUGGAGACCGUCGCUGUAGCCCGGCCGCGGAGCCCGGAGGAAGCGGGGGAGCCCACGCCCUCGCCCCCCUCCCCUCGAGCCGCGGCGGUGCCGGCUCCAGUCCGAGCAGGGGUUGCAGCGGCGGCGGCGACGGCUGCGGAGCGGCUCUGGGCUCCGCGGGGAGCGCGCCGCCGCCCCGGUGAGCUAUUCUCAGGUACCGCGGGGUUCGCUGCCGCCCCCGCCGGCGCUUAGAGUCCGACCUGGGCCCAGCUCGCUCACGGGUCCCCCAGCGGCAGCAGCGGCGGAGCCCACCGCCCGGGCCCCGAUGAGUAACUCCCGCAAUAACCGGGUGAUGGUGGAAGGGGUCGGGGCCCGGGUAGUGCGCGGCCCGGACUGGAAGUGGGGGAAGCAGGACGGUGGCGAGGGCCAUGUGGGCACCGUCCGGAGCUUCGAGAGCCCCGAGGAGGUGGUGGUGGUGUGGGACAACGGCACCGCCGCCAACUACCGCUGCUCCGGGGCCUACGACCUGCGUAUCCUGGACAGCGCGCCCACCGGCAUCAAGCAUGAUGGAACCAUGUGUGAUACCUGUCGCCAGCAACCAAUCAUUGGCAUUCGAUGGAAAUGUGCGGAGUGUACAAAUUAUGACUUGUGCACUGUUUGUUAUCAUGGAGAUAAGCAUCAUUUGAGGCAUCGUUUUUAUAGAAUUACUACACCAGGAAGUGAGCGGGUUCUGUUAGAGUCUCGUAGAAAAUCUAAGAAGAUUACAGCCAGAGGAAUCUUUGCAGGUGCCAGAGUGGUACGAGGCGUCGACUGGCAGUGGGAAGAUCAAGAUGGUGGAAAUGGACGUAGGGGAAAGGUAACUGAGAUCCAGGACUGGAGUGCAUCAAGUCCUCACAGUGCAGCGUAUGUUCUCUGGGAUAAUGGUGCUAAGAACCUUUACAGAGUUGGCUUUGAGGGCAUGUCUGAUCUGAAGUGUGUCCAGGAUGCCAAAGGAGGUUCUUUCUACAGAGAUCACUGCCCUGUGCUAGGUGAGCAGAACGGUAACAGGAAUCCUGGUGGAUUGCAGAUUGGUGACCUGGUAAAUAUAGAUCUUGACCUAGAAAUUGUACAGUCUUUGCAGCAUGGUCAUGGAGGAUGGACUGAUGGCAUGUUUGAGACUUUAACUACAACUGGAACUGUUUGUGGCAUUGAUGAAGAUCAUGACAUUGUAGUGCAGUAUCCAAGUGGAAAUAGGUGGACCUUCAAUCCUGCUGUUCUCACUAAAGCAAAUGUUGUCCGAAGUGGGGAUGCACCUCAUGGUGCAGAAGGAGGCACCUCCCAGUUCCAAGUGGGUGAUCUUGUGCAAGUCUGUUAUGACCUGGAACGGAUUAAACUCCUACAAAGAGGGCAUGGAGAAUGGGCUGAAGCCAUGCUUCCGACUUUGGGUAAAGUUGGCCGAGUACAACAGAUUUAUUCAGACAGCGAUUUAAAGGUGGAAGUUUGUGGAACAUCUUGGACGUAUAAUCCAGCAGCAGUUUCCAAGGUGGCAUCUGCAGGAUCAGCGAUUAGCAAUGCAUCUGGUGAAAGACUCUCCCAACUUCUGAAGAAAUUAUUUGAAACCCAAGAAUCUGGUGACCUCAAUGAAGAAUUAGUUAAGGCUGCUGCCAAUGGAGAUGUUGCUAAAGUGGAAGAUUUGCUAAAAAGACCAGAUGUGGAUGUAAAUGGACAAUGUGCUGGCCACACAGCUAUGCAAGCUGCUAGUCAGAAUGGACAUGUUGACAUUUUGAAGUUACUUUUGAAGCAAAAUGUGGAUGUAGAAGCAGAGGAUAAAGAUGGAGAUAGAGCAGUUCACCAUGCAGCUUUUGGAGAUGAAGGUGCUGUCAUAGAAGUACUACACCGAGGCAGUGCUGAUUUGAAUGCUCGCAACAAGCGCAGACAGACACCACUUCAUAUUGCUGUCAAUAAAGGUCAUCUUCAAGUUGUGAAGACUUUAUUGGAUUUUGGCUGUCAUCCCAGUCUCCAGGAUUCUGAAGGUGAUACUCCUCUUCAUGAUGCAAUAAGUAAGAAACGGGAUGAUAUCCUGGCAGUUCUUCUAGAAGCUGGAGCAGAUGUCACUAUCACUAACAAUAAUGGAUUUAAUGCUCUACACCAUGCUGCACUAAGAGGAAACCCCAGUGCAAUGCGUGUUUUACUAUCUAAAUUACCAAGACCAUGGAUUGUGGAUGAGAAGAAAGAUGAUGGUUAUACUGCCUUGCAUCUGGCUGCCCUUAAUAAUCACGUAGAAGUGGCUGAACUGUUGGUACAUCAGGGUAAUGCAAACUUGGAUAUCCAGAAUGUGAACCAACAAACGGCCCUACACCUUGCUGUCGAACGACAGCACACCCAAAUUGUUAGGCUGUUGGUCCGUGCUGGUGCCAAACUAGAUAUUCAGGAUAAGGAUGGGGAUACUCCUUUACAUGAAGCUCUGAGACAUCACACUUUGUCUCAACUUCGUCAGCUCCAAGAUAUGCAAGAUGUGGGGAAGGUGGAUGCUGCCUGGGAGCCAUCCAAAAACACAUUAAUAAUGGGACUUGGUACCCAAGGGGCAGAGAAGAAGAGCGCAGCAUCAAUUGCCUGUUUCUUGGCAGCCAAUGGUGCUGACCUUGGCAUUCGAAAUAAGAAGGGACAGUCGCCACUUGAUCUCUGUCCUGAUCCAAGUCUCUGCAAAGCACUGGCAAAAUGUCAUAAAGAAAAAGUCAGUGGUCAGGUGGGUUCUCGGAGUCCUUCUAUGAUUAGUAAUGACUCUGAAACCUUGGAAGAGUGUAUGGUGUGCUCAGACAUGAAGAGAGAUACACUCUUUGGCCCAUGUGGACAUAUUGCUACCUGUUCUUUAUGUUCUCCACGAGUUAAGAAAUGCCUCAUUUGUAAAGAACAAGUUCAAUCCAGAACAAAGAUUGAAGAAUGUGUGGUAUGCUCUGACAAGAAAGCAGCUGUUCUUUUUCAACCUUGUGGACAUAUGUGUGCUUGUGAGAACUGUGCUAACCUGAUGAAAAAGUGUGUGCAGUGUCGGGCAGUAGUUGAACGAAGAGUGCCUUUCAUUAUGUGUUGUGGAGGGAAAAGUUCAGAAGAUGCUACUGAUGAUAUCUCAAGUGGGAAUAUUCCAGUGUUACAAAAGGACAAGGAUAACACCAAUGUCAAUGCAGAUGUGCAAAAGUUGCAGCAACAGUUACAGGACAUUAAAGAGCAGACAAUGUGCCCUGUGUGUUUGGAUCGUCUAAAGAAUAUGAUUUUCCUCUGUGGCCAUGGAACAUGCCAGCUCUGUGGAGACCGAAUGAGUGAAUGUCCUAUUUGCCGCAAGGCUAUUGAACGAAGGAUUCUUUUGUAUUAACUAAAAAACACAUUGUGUUUUGGUAGCUGAAGUAUUUGGUUAUGAGAUCUUAGUAUGUUUUUCAGCGAGUUGGAGGUUCCAAUGAAGUAAUUUCAUAGUUUCUUUACUAGAGUGUAAUUAGGCUGUAAAUGUACUAGAACAAAAACACCCUACAAAACAGUGUUUGAAACUGUAUUUUGUUUUGUUGUUAUUUGAAACAUCAAAUCCAUGUAAUUCAUAGGUGUUUUAGCUCCUAAGAAGAAAACCAUUAAGGAUCGCCUGUUAUUUUUUGUUUCCUUUGAAUUUUCUCUUAUGGUUUAUAAAUUUGUUAGACCUUGAAAGAUGUACUUCCUUAUGAUUUUUCAGUUUAUCAUGAUUUUACACAAUAAGUUGACACUGGUGCUCAGAAAAGUCAUGCAGUCAGAAAUGGGGCAAAUUAAACAAUUAUGUCACAUAUAUUAAAUGAUGAAAUUAUACUCCAAGUUCCACAUAGUUAAAUGGAAAUAUUGAAGGGAGGAUUUUCUUUUUAAGAUAACAAAAUUAUCCAAAUAAUUGUUUCUGAAUUCUUAGAGUAAACAGAAAUAAUAGAAUGAGAGAAUGACUUUGCAUUUAGCUUAUUUUCUAGGUUUAAAAGGAAAAUUGAUGAAUUUGAAUCAAACUGCCAGUUUCAAAAAGACUGAUAGACAUGAAAAAGGAAAAAACAAGCCAUCAUCACAAUGGGGAAUUGAAGGGGAAAAAGUGUCAAAUAAAAGAGUACCUAUAAACUGACCAUUAACAGCCUUUCUUAAGUUAAUUUAUACAUCGUUUUGUUCAGCCAGCCUUUUAAAAAUGUCCCUGAAAAGUGUACCUCAGUUUUCCUUAUUAUCUGGGCUUGAUGUUUGGCAAAUGAAGUAGCCUUGCCCUCUUUUGCCUCUGAGGUGUGCUGUUCAGCUUUUCCAAUGUCCUGACAUCCCCUGUGAUCUGAGGAGGAGAAGCUUUGCGUAUCUGUUGCCAUGAGUUCUGACAGUGUUACCAGUUCUACAUUCAUCAUAAACCUGACUUGGAUUCUCGCUCAGCUAGUCGGGCUUACUAUAAGUAAAAGUCUCUUCUUAUACCUACAGAUGAGGAUGUUUGAACUUCCAGCAAUAUUCAAAACAUAGUAAAUAACCUAAUGUAAAUACUUUAGCAAGAGUGGACUAGGACAUUUACAGGAAUAUGUCUGAUUUAUUUUUGACACAUAAUCUGGCUCUAGAGCAAUCUAACCAUUUCCUCUCCUUUGAAUGAGUAAAAUCUUAAAACGUCUAGGAUAAAUACAUACAGAAAUAAAUGUUUGAGGGUUCAUUGCUGCUAGAUUAUAAAAAUAUCAGCUGUUUACGAAAGUAGUGUCUACUAUAUACUGUGCAUAAAUGUACUCCUAAGGAUAGUAUUCUUUUUUGUAUUUUUCUCCCGUUGCAUCUGGCUAGCUUUUCUUAUUUCAGCUUUUCUGCUACCACAACUAAAUUAAUAAGUGCAGAGUCUCUAGCCUUCCUAAUACAGUGUUUCUCACUAUUCAAUUGCUCCUACAUUUGGCAAUUACUGGUGAAAUCAGUGAUGAGCUUUGCUGUCUAAUUUUGUAGUCUUGGCAGUUCCAUAUAUUGUGUUUAGCUUCGUAACUGUUAUCAUUUAGAACAGUAACUUUUUAAAAUUUUAAAUUUGGAAGUUUGUAUUGACUGUAUUCAGUUAUCUAAUAAAGGACCACUGAGGCUAUUUUUGAACCAUAUUUUGAAGUUACAGAAAGGUGGAAUACCUAACUGAUUAUAUUCAUGUAAAGAGACAGUACCUAUCUUCUUUCAGAUUUGAAAACAACAUAAAUCAGGAUUUUCCAUGGCAAAGGCCAUCCAUCUCUUUUCCAGUAGAUCAGGGAGUGAGAACCUCACUGACUCAUGUACAGUUUCGCCAACCAGAGAAUUGCAUAGUCUGCAGCUCUCCUUUACUUAAAAUGAUCCUUUUUAUUUGUCUUCUGGGUUGGAGUGUUAAAACUUAUAUCCCUAAAAGAUAAUUUCAUCUGCUAGACUAUUAUAAUUAUUUACUCCAUAUUAAGAAUAUAAAAACUUAUAAACUUCCCUUACAAAAGUCAUAAAGUCACUAUCAUUUCAGUGCCAAGUUCUUGUUGAUUUUCUGUAUUUGUACCACUUUGAUAUUUGUUUUAUGAAUAGAAAAUAUUUCUCUAUUCAUGGUUCCCAGCACCUGAAAAGAUUUUAAAUUUACUUGGGGCUUGUGAGAGAAAAUAAGAUUAAGCCUUAAUCAUUUAAGUGGCUUUCCUCCAGUUCUGUGAAACUACUACCUCUCAUUAUAUGUCUCUUAGCAGUACUUUCCCAAUUAGUCACAUUUCUCAUUAUCAUUUCUUUAUCCUGUACCUCAAGAGUUUUUACUUUUCCUAGAAUCAUUUUUUAAAAAAAUAACUGAUGUGCAUUCUUUCAGAAAAGUAUUUAUUGGGCAACUACUAUGCUUCAAAGGCUAGGUAUACAACAUUGACUAAAAUGGUCAGCAUCUUAGCCCACACAAAAUUUAUCAUACAGUGGUUGUAUAUUUGAAGUAAUCUAUAACCAAAAGAAAGGGAUCCACGGGUACUGAAAUCAUGUUUUCCAAAUAUU